GGCGGCGUCCGAGGCGAGGCCGGAGCCUGGGCGCACACGCCGGGACGAGCCCGAGGAGGAGGAGGACGACGAGGACGACCUCAAGGCCGUGGCCACCUCCCUGGACGGCCGCUUCCUCAAGUUCGACAUCGAACUGGGCCGCGGCUCGUUCAAGACGGUCUACAAGGGGCUGGACACGGAGACCUGGGUGGAGGUGGCCUGGUGCGAGCUGCAGGACCGGAAGCUCACCAAGCUGGAGAGGCAGCGGUUCAAGGAGGAGGCCGAGAUGCUCAAGGGCCUGCAGCACCCCAACAUCGUGCGCUUCUAUGACUUCUGGGAGUCCAGCGCCAGGGGCAAGAGGUGCAUUGUGCUGGUGACCGAGCUGAUGACCUCGGGGACGCUGAAGACGUACCUGAAGCGGUUCAAGGUGAUGAAGCCCAAGGUGCUCCGCAGCUGGUGCCGGCAGAUCCUGAAGGGGUUGCUCUUCCUGCACACCAGGACGCCCCCCAUCAUCCACCGGGACCUCAAGUGCGACAACAUCUUCAUCACAGGGCCCACCGGCUCCGUGAAGAUCGGCGACUUGGGCCUGGCCACUCUCAAGAGAGCGUCCUUCGCCAAGAGUGUGAUCGGUACCCCUGAGUUCAUGGCGCCUGAGAUGUACGAGGAGCAUUACGACGAGUCCGUGGACGUCUACGCCUUUGGGAUGUGCAUGCUGGAGAUGGCGACCUCCGAGUACCCCUAUUCCGAGUGCCAGAACGCCGCCCAGAUCUACCGGAAGGUCACCUGUGGCAUCAAGCCUGCCAGCUUUGAGAAAGUGCAUGAUCCCGAAAUCAAAGAGAUUAUUGGGGAGUGCAUCUGCAAAAACAAGGAGGAAAGGUACGAGAUCAAGGACCUGCUCAGCCACGCCUUCUUCGCAGAGGACACGGGCGUGAGGGUGGAACUGGCGGAGGAAGACCACGGCAGGAAGUCUACCAUCGCCCUGCGGCUCUGGGUUGAGGACCCCAAGAAACUGAAGGGCAAGCCCAAGGACAAUGGGGCCAUAGAGUUCACCUUUGACCUGGAGAAGGAGACGCCUGACGGUGUGGCGCAGGAGAUGAUUGAGUCGGGAUUCUUCCACGAGAGUGACGUGAAGAUUGUGGCCAAGUCCAUCCGCGACCGUGUGGCAUUGAUCCAGUGGCGGCGGGAGAGGAUCUGGCCGGCUCUGCAGCCCCCGGAGCAGCGGGACCCAGGCAGCCCUGACAAGGCCAGGGGCCCACCUGCACCCCUGCAGGUCCAGGUGACCUAUCACGCGCAGGGCGGCCCGCCGGAGCCCGAGGAACCUGAGGCGGACCAGCACCUCCUCCCCACCACGCUGCCGGCCAGCGCCACCUCCCUGGCCUCGGACAGCACCUUCGACAGUGGCCAGGGCUCCACGGUGUACUCGGACUCACAAAGCAGCCAGCAGAGUGUGGUGCUGGGCUCUCUGGCAGAUGCGGCACCGCCCCCCACCCAGUGUGUGUGCAGCCCCCCGGUGAGCGUGAGCGUCAGCGACGGCCCAGUCCUGCCCUACAGCCUGCCCUCUCUGGGGACCUACCAGCAGCCUGCCACGCCUGGCCUGCCGGUGGGCUCCAUCCCGCCCCCAGCCCACCCUCCGCUCCCACAGCAGCAUUUCCCAGAGCCGGCCAUAAGCUUUGCCCCCGUGCCGACGGGCCCAGGCCAGCCUGCGCCCCCUGGCCACCAGCCUCCUCCGCUGGCCCAGCCGGCGCCCCUGCCGCCUGUCCUGGCCGCACCGUCCGUGGGCCCUCUCCAGCCGGUGCCCCCCCACCUGCCUCCCUACCUCGCUCCAACGUCCCGGGUGCUGGCCCCUGCUCAGCUGAAGCCCCUCCAGAUGCCACCGGCACAUCUGCGGCCGCUCUCUCAAGUGCCUGCUCAGAUCCUGCUUGGCCACCCGCCUCCAUACGCUACAGAUGUCACCGCCCAGGUCCCCGUGGCGCCUGCGCCAGCCACCAUUCUCUCCCCACCUCUGCCGGAAGCGUUGCCGCCCACUGUCCCCGAGCUGCCUCAGCUCCCCAGCUCCCUGGCCCCUGCGGUGGUGGCUGCUUCUCAGGGCCUGCCCAUCCAGACCACCCCGCUCCUGCCGCCUGCUACCCGCCCACUGCCGCCCACCGGGCCCGGGAUUACCGGCCCCUGCCCAGCCGUGCAGCUGACGGUGGAGCCGGCCCCAGAGGAGCAGGCCUCCCAGGACAAGCAGCCCGGCCCCCCGCAGAGCUGCGAGAGCUACGGAGGGUCCGACGUGCCCUCUGGCAGAGAGACGAGCGACAGCUGUGAGGGUGCGUUCGGCGGAGGGCGGCUGGAAGGCAGGGCCGCCCGGAAACAUCACCGCCGGUCAACACGCGCGCGCUCCCGCCAGGAGAGAGCCAGCCGCCCCCGGCUGACCAUCCUGAACGUGUGCAACACGGGCGACAAGAUGGUGGAGUGCCAGCUAGAGACACACAACCACAAAAUGGUGACGUUCAAGUUCGACCUGGACGGGGACGCGCCUGAUGAGAUUGCCACCUACAUGGUGGAGCACGAUUUCAUCCUGCAGGCAGAGCGGGAGACGUUCAUUGAACAGAUGAAAGACGUCAUGGACAAGGCAGAGGACAUGCUCAGUGAGGACACAGACGUCGACCGUGGCUCUGACCCUGGGACGAGCCCACCACACCUCAGCACCUGCGGCCUGGGCACCGGGGAGGAGAGUCACCAGUCCCAGGCAAACGCUCCUGUGUAUCAGCAGAACGUCCUGCACACAGGGAAGCGGUGGUUCAUCAUCUGUCCAGUGGCUGAGCACCCAGCGGUGGAGGCCCCUGAAUCUUCGCCCCCACUUCCUCCAAGCUCCAUGCAGCCAGAAGCCAGCCAAGAUGCCGCGCCCUGUAAAGACCAGCUGUCCUUGAAGGACAAAUCCAGUUUCCCAGCCAGUCCGCAGCCUCUGAGCCAAGCAGGCCCCAGGGACAUCCCUGGUGGUGCCCCAGCCCCUUUGGCGCCAUCCUCCCCUCCUGUGACUGCUCUGCCCCAGGACACGGCUGCACCAGCUGCCAUCCCCAAGCCAGAGCCAGCAAUGGGGACUGCUGUGCAGGCAGGGGGUCCAGGGACCUCUCAGGGGACGGCCAGUGAGCGCGAGACUCCUCAGCCACUGGCAGAGACUCAAGACACCCAGCUUGCUGCACACCCUCUGGGUGCAGGCGCAGGGCCUUGUGCCCCACCUCUGGAGGCCCCCCGUUACCCCACAGGUUUGGGAGAGCCCACCUCAGCCAGGGAGGCCACUGCCCAGGGCGAGCCGUUGCGGGCUCCGGCCCCUGCACCCAGUGCCCCCAGUGGGACCCCUCAGCCUGCCCUGGGCCAGCCCCUGCCCCCACUCCCCCCUGCGGUGGGGGCCAUCAGCUUGGCCACCCCCCAGAUCCCCAGCCCCCCCCUGGGGCCCACCAUGCCCCCCCAGCCGCCCUCAGCCUUGGAGUCAGAUGGGGAGGGGCCGCCCCCCAGGGUGGGCUUUGUGGACAGCACCAUCAAGAGCCUGGACGAGAAGCUCCGAACUCUGCUUUACCAGGAGCACAUGCCCACCUCCUCAGCCUUGGCUGGGACCCCCGUGGAGGCGGGGGACCGAGACUUGGCCCUGGAGCCCCAGCCUGUGCUGGGAAAGUCAGAAACAGCUCUGGGGCUGGGGGCUGCGCUGGACCAGGCUGGGUCCUCGCCAGUGACAGCAGAAUCAUCUUUGAGCCAAGUGACGGCCUCAGGCUUGCCCACAGCUCCAAGUGCUCCCCAGGACGUCCCUGCUUCUGCCUUCCCUGCACAUCUGGAGCCCGCAGACCGCAGCAGUGGGGUCCCUGGGGAAUCCUCAGCCCAGCCCACACUGAGCAUCCUGGGGACAUUGACGGAAGACAGCCAGACCGGCCUCCCCCAGAUGCAGGGCACUCUCGCCUCCGAGUCCCCCCAGAAGCAUCUAGGACAGCAGGACGGCAGCUCACCAGCCAAAACCGUGGGCCGGUUCUCGGUGGUCAGCAUGCAGGACGAGUGGACCCUGGGCUCCCCCCACAGCCUGCGGUACUCAGCGCCCCCGGAUGUGUACCUGAAGGAGGCCCCCCACAGCCCCGACGUGAAGCUGGCUGUGCGGCGGGCGCAGACAGCCUCGUCCAUCGAGGUCGGCGCGGGUGAGCCGGUGUCCAGUGACUCUGGGGAUGAGUGUCCGCGCAGGAGGCCCCCCGCGCAGAAGCAUGCCUCCCUGCCCAGUGGCGGCAGCGUGGCCAGUGACUUGGUGAAGAAGGCCACCACCUUCCUGCACAGGUCCUCGCGGGCCGGCUCCCCGGGGCCGGAGACACCCAGCAGAGUGGGCGUGAAGGUGCCCACCAUCAGCGUGACCUCCUUCCACUCCCAGUCAUCCUACAUCAGCAGCGACAACGACUCAGAGAUUGAGGAUGCGGACAUCAGGAAGGAGCUGCAGAGUCUUCGGGAGAAGCACCUGAAGGAGAUCUCGGAGCUGCAAAGCCAGCAAAAGCAGGAGAUCGAGGCUCUGUACCGCCGCCUGGGCAAGCCGCUGCCCCCCAACCUGGGCCUCUUCCACACGGCCCCUCCCGCCGGCCGCAGGAGAAAGAGCAAGAGCAAGCUGAAGGCGGGGAAGCUGCUCAACCCGCUGGUGCAGCAGCUCAAGGUCGUGGCCUCCAGCACAGGUCACUUGUCAGACUGCAGCAGAGCCCCUCCUGCUAAGGACCCUGCCCAAGCCGGGGCAGGGCCCGCGGCAGCUUCAGACCCGUGUGGGAAGGCAGUUCAGACCCAGCAGCCCUGCUCCAUGCGGGCCUCCCUGUCUGCAGACAUCUGCUCCGGCUUAGCCAGUGAUGGAGGCGGAGCGCACGGCCCAGGCUGGACGGUUUACCACCCAACGUCUGAGAGACUGACCUAUAAGUCUAGUAGCAAACCUCGCGCUCGAUUCCUCAGUGGACCCGUGUCUGUGUCCAUCUGGUCUGCCCUGAAGCGUCUCUGUCUAGGCAAAGAGCACAGCAGUCGGUCCUCCACCAGCAGCCUGGUCCCCGGCCCCGAGCCGGGCCCCCAGCCCACCCUGCACGUCCAGGCCCAGGCAAACAACAGCAACAACAAGACAGGCACCUUCACGGACGACCUGCACAAGCUGGUGGACGAGUGGACGAGCAAGACGGUGGGGGCCACCCAGCUGAAGCCCUCGCUCAACCAGCUGAAGCAGACGCAGAGGCUGCACGGCCUGGAGGUCACGGCGGGCUGGCCCCCGGCUGCGGGCGAGGCGCAGGCCAAGUGUUGGAAAUUGCACAGUGAGCGUGCGUGGGCCCCCGCCCACACGCCGUGGCUGGCAUUUUGCUGUGUUGCUCACACCUCUCCGUCCCCUGAGGAUGAACGCCCCUCGAGCAGCAGUGGGGACGCCAUGUCUGACCCCAGCGCCCAGCCCUCUAGCCACCGCGGCCAUUGCUGGAACCACCCCAGCCCUGCCCAUGCCAGAGAUACGAAUGGUUUAUAACUCUGACGCUAAAGCCUGACUUUAGAUUUCUGUUGUACAUGAGUCUCCCUGGGCUUCUCCAGUCCCUGAUAGCAGACAGACGGACACCCCCCGCCCCCAGCAGCAGUGCUCUGGGUGCUGCGAGCAAGCCACCCAGGGAUGCGUGCUUCCUGGGACAGCGUGUUGCUGGCAGCAGGUCUCUCAGUAAGGAACGUGAGCAGCUGUGUUCGGCUGUGCAGAGCCUGCUGGAAAGUGCUAGAUGAGCAGACACACCCUCUUGACCCAAAGCUUGUGGGGCACAGGCAGGCCACCCACCCUGCAGAGACCGCAGGGCGCCCGCAGCUCUGGGGUUCUGCCGAUCCUCCUGCCAGCUAUGCUCCCUUUCCCGUCAUUUCUGCGGAGGCCUGUGUGCAUGCAGGUUGCCCUGCCUGGGCUGGGAGAACCCCUCUCCUGGAGAUUUUGGUGGGACUCCUCCCAGAUGGGAGCUGCCGUCCCUGCUCCUCGUGGCCACGGUGUUUCCCGUGUCCCCUCAGAAGGCAGCUGCCUUCGGCUGCCUAGCUGUGAACUGUAUAGUUCUGCUGUUCUGUGGGACCUCACGAGGACUGGCUAAAUGAUUUUAAGUGUGUCAUUCCAUCAAUUCAGUUAGAAUUGAGUUUUCUGGGUGAUUAGGCAGUCUUCUGCCAGGGCACGAUGAUGUAAUAAGAGAUUUCUGUUCUCUGUAACGUGCCCUUGGUCCCUUGGUGGAGAAUUCCACGCACCUGGUUCCUGAGGGUCGUGGGAGCCACCUUCUCCUGCUCUCCCCACCUCCCCACUGCACCAGAGGUGAGAUUUGGGAUUCUGGCCUCGUACAUGUAUGGUCAGUGGCACGGAAUCCCCAAGAGAUUGUAUAUAUGAAGGAGAAAAAUAAACAUUUUUGCUUGAAAA
Molecule: messenger RNA, 6376 nt
Organism: Leptonychotes weddellii (Weddell seal)
Lineage: Eukaryota; Metazoa; Chordata; Mammalia; Carnivora; Phocidae
Source: RefSeq, a predicted model, not a curated record